AUGGCCUCCCAAUCCAUCACGCUCACCUACCUAACAGUCGACGUCUUCACCUCAACCCGCUACCUUGGCAACCCCCUCGCCGUCGUCCUCGUCCCGUCCUCUCAACGUCCCCAUCUCACACAGGAUGUCAAGCAGCGCAUCGCCCGCGAAUUCAACUUCUCCGAGACCGUCUUCCUGCACGUCCUCGACGACGAAGCGCGCGAUGGAUCAUCCGUCACAUCCAGGGAGAUCGACAUUUUCACCAUCGAGGAGGAACUUCCAUUUGCUGGACACCCCACGGUGGGAGCGGCGUAUUUGGUGUUGAAUCAUUUGGGUUGGAAACAUGUUGAUACGUUGGUUACUAAGGCGGGGCCGAUUGGGAUUAGACCGUUGGAGGGGGAUGGUAAGAGGGUGAAGGCUACAAUUCCGCAUGCUGUGCAUGUUCACUCGCAGACCCUCGGUGGAAUCUUGGGGAGUAAAGGGGGGGUGAGGGCGGAAACAAAGGAGUUCAUCACCGCUGCGCUAUCAGACGACCCGGAAAUCAGACACGCCGAGCUCAAUGGUCCGGCGGUGAGCAUCGUCCGCGGCAUGACGUUCUUGCUGGCUAAACUGCCUAGUCUGGAACAUCUGGCAAAGGUGUCGACGGCUAAGAGGCUGGAUUUCAGUAAAGUGAAGGGAUUGUUGGAUAAGGGCGAGUGGGAGGGCGGGUUUGUUUGCAGGUAUUAUUAUGUGCCUACUGAAGAGGAACGAAAGGAUGAGGAGACGGGCAGGAAGGAGUUCAAGUUUAGGACGAGAAUGGUGGAAUUGGGUUUUGAGGAUCCGGCUACGGGAAGCGCAGCGUGCACGCUGGCCAGUUAUUUGACGGUUAGUGGGAGAGAGACGGGAGGGGCGAGGUUUGAGCUGACGCAGGGCGUGGAGAUGGGGAGACAGAGUGAGAUUGAGGUUGAGGCGACGGCGGUGGAGGAAAUUGGUGAGGUGAAGGUGAAGGAUUUGUAUUUGGGAGGAACCGCGGUGGUGGUUAUGAAGGGAGAGAUUUAUAUGUAG
Sordaria macrospora k-hell is the source of this 1023-nucleotide messenger RNA. RefSeq lists its product as uncharacterized. Gene Ontology annotation, biological process: biosynthetic process. Gene Ontology annotation, molecular function: isomerase activity. Lineage: Eukaryota; Fungi; Ascomycota; Sordariomycetes; Sordariales; Sordariaceae. The record is from RefSeq and is a predicted model, not a curated record. Gene Ontology annotation, cellular component: cytoplasm.